Molecule: messenger RNA, 1740 nt
Organism: Prorocentrum cordatum
Lineage: Eukaryota; Dinophyceae; Prorocentrales; Prorocentraceae
Source: the annotation of a GenBank genome assembly
GAAAAAAAGGCGCGCCCAUUCCACUGUGCCAGACCUGAGGGUAGCCAUGGCACAAGGGGAAAAGUUGCAGCAAUGCGCGGGACGCCCAAUUGCUGCCGCCGCCGAGGUCGUAGGAGCUGAGUCAUGCACCCUUCCCACACAUGUACACCUCCAGGCUGAAUUAGCUGAAGCCCAAGACAAUCGAGGACCACGCAAUUCAAAACCUCCAGACAUAUUUCGAGAAGACGACAACAAUGUGCAGGAGUCCAGAACAAGCCAUAUCCGUCCACUAUACUGGCGCAGGGUGAUGUAACGCCUGGCUUUUCUCUUCUCUCCGUUCAUACGAUGACAGCAACCAGCUCGCCAUCGGCGUUCAAGCGAGUGUCACCAGGUUUGAGCCAGUGGCCCUUGCCACAUUUGAGCACAUGGCGUUUGAGCAUUCCUCGUGCGCAUCAUGCUCGUCCUCCUCCUCAUCCGACUAACUAUUUGAUUGCCAUCACUUCUCUGCACCCUUUCUGGUUCGUACAGACGCACCGCUCCCCCACGCCCUUGCUUCAACAUCAUCCUAAGAGCGGCCUGGUGAGAGGAGAUUCCGAACGCUUGUUGUGCACAGUCGCGAGUGUCCUCCUGACCCCCGCUUGUGCUUCCUCGUGUUCCUCCUGUUCCCCUUGCUCUGGCCUUCCUCCCAAGCGCUCUUGUUCACCCCGCCCCGCUUCAGAGGCACGCCGCUGUCGUGUUCGCAACGAAGCCUGGGAGGCCCUCGAGUCGGCCGUCGGCGCCGGCAGCGUCGACAUGCUGGCCGCGGCCAUCAGCUCGGCGGAGGCCGCUGGCUUGACAGAGGCGCAGCUGGCCACCGCGCGCGAGCGGCAUGACGCGCUGCGCGAGGAGGCGCAGCGACGGCAGGCGUACGACGUGGCGCUCGUCGGCUUGCGAACUGCAUUGCAGCGUGGCCAGGACGCCGAGUUCGUCGAGCCCGUUGUGCGGCACGCUGUCGAGGUGGGCGUUGCGCCGAGGGCACUGAUGUCCCCCUUGGCGGACGUCGAAGGCGCUCAGGAGCUGGUGACGGGUGCCGCCGCGCUUGUGCUGGAGGCGGCCGUGCGCGAGGGCGCCUCCGCGCGGAGGGCGGCCGCGGGCGGCCUCUCGUUCCUGGAGCGCGCGCAGGAGUGGUCGAGGGCCGUAGGCGUGAGCGCAGAGUUGCUGGAGAAGGCCCGCGCCCAGAGAGCGUCGGCGUCCGAGAAGGUGGCCGAGAAGGCGCACGGCGAGGCGGUGAAGGCCGACGCUGCACAGGCGUUGGCCGCCGCAUGGCAGAGUCCCGACGCCACCACCUGCUCGCUGGAUAUGGCCAUAUUCGCUGCGAGGUUUGCUGGUGUCAACAAGCGGAUGCUCAAGUUAGCUCAGCGCCGCCGUGACGAGCUGGCCCAGGACGAGGAAAAGCGCGCCGCCGAGGCAGGGCUGCGGGCCGCUGUGGCCGCGGGCCGCGGCGACGCCUUGGAGGAGGCCAUCCAGGGCGCCGUCGAGGUGGGGGCGGAUGCCCAGAUACUCGGGAAGGCGCUGGACGAGAGGCUGGCCGUGCACAAGCGGCAGGCAUGCGCCGAGGCAACGAGAACUCUCAGGCUCGCCAUGGCUGGGGAGGACGCGGAGGCGUUGACGGCGGCCGCGGACGCGGCCGAGGCCGCAGGCGUCAGCCGCGAGGUGGUGGCCCGCGCCCGCAGGAAGGUCUCGCGCGGGGUGGGGGGCGCCACGGGCGACGCGCCGGUGUGA